GCCUUCCGUGUCGCUCCCGCGCAGUUUUCUGUAACCACGCCCACCUAUUGGACAAAACAACAUGGAAGGCUGAUGAUAAAGUAACUUAACUAUCCGCAUGCAGUAGAGAAACGUUUCAAAGAAUAAAAAAAGAACUUGCUAGUUCUUACAAUUCUAAUGACCGCUGUGUGAAAGCUUUCAGACUUGAACAUGGAGGACGGUCAGGACGGGCCGAGUACAGAACGUACUAAGACCUGGGGUUUUCGGCGCACCACUAUCGCCCGUCGGGAGUUCCUGGAAGAGGUUGGAGACCUUAUGGAAGACUCCAAACCAGUGCCCUGUCGCCGUGGUGCUCGCCAGCCAAGGGGCAGGGGCAGGGGCCGGGCCAAGCAAGCCACUGAGACCACCCCAACACCGACGAGUAAGCGGGGCAGGGGGAGCAGGAAGAGUUCCCCUAAUGCCUUUCUCGCGUCUGUCAGCGCUGAGACCACUACUGAGGCAAACAGUGAGGUUGCAGGCUUACAUGCAUCAGAAAUGUGUGAAGCUGGGGCUGUAAAGACCGUGCCUACUGAGAACCACCCUUUGAGUGAGGGUACAACAGACAGUGAGGAGAUAAGUCUGCAUGAGUACGCAGAGAGGCUUAAAAGACGCAAGCUGCUGGAGGACAAAAAGACUGCUGCUAAGGCAGAAGCAGAAGCAAAAUCCAAAGCAAAUGGUGCAAAAAUGAUAGAGGUUAUACAGAUUGAGACGUCAACAGAGGAGGAGGAAGUAGCCAUUAGACAAACAGGUAAGCCGUCAGCAAGGUCUUUGGUCAGUGCUGGAUCGUUACACCCCGUCUGUGCAAACAACGAAGAUGGUAUGCUGGUCAAAAGGAGCCAGAAACCAGCCAGAGGUGUGCACAAAUCUGCUUCCAAGUUUCCAGACACUGAGGAUGAGGAGGGAGAGAGGAAGGAGAAUGAAACGGAGGGACAAGGAUCACCAGAAGAAUGUGAGAGUGAGGACACUGACCCAGAUGCUGUGUAUUGCAUCUGUCGACAGAAACAUAACAAAAGGUUUAUGAUCUGCUGUGAUCGCUGUGAAGAGUGGUUUCAUGGUGACUGUGUCGGCAUCUCGGAGAAGCGUGGGCGGCUCAUGGAGAUGAACAGGGAGGACUACAUCUGCCCAAACUGUAGCCCCUGCGCAAGUCCUGUACCUGUCCAGACAGUGCAGACUGCCCUCUCUGCUACUGGGAUGAGUUCUUCCUCUGAGAGUCUCAUGUCAUCUGCUUGUGAAGAUAGACCCAGUGAAGAUAAAGGCAUCAAAGGAAAAAUUAGAAAAGCUAGCAGCGAAGGAACGAAGAAGAAAAUUAAAUUAUUCCAUCCGGGAGUGACGAGUGCUGUUGUGGAGGAGGAACAGGUUCUCCCAAAAUGCAUUGGGCCAGGCUGCAUUAAGAGUGCUCUACCUGACUCUGUGUACUGCGGCCAUGAAUGCAUCCUCCGACAUGCUGCGGUAACCAUGAAGUCUCUUUCUGAGCAAAAAACACCCAAGCUGGAGCCUCUACCACCACAGGCUCACCCCACACCAAAAGCACUCAGUAAACCAACCAUUCUCUCAGCACUGAAGGCGCAGAUGAAGCCUCUUCUCGGGAAGGUGGCCAGGAAGAGGUCAUCUGGAGGACAGCAAAGAGAGGUGGAGGAUCAUGGUGCAGUUAAGGAGAAAGAGGCUGCUGUGCUGCCCAGCACCCAAACUGAGGCAGUGAGGGCACAGCAGGCUUCUGCCAUAGACUCGUCAGUUUUUUACAAGUCCAAUAAAAAAACAGCUCAGAAUGUAGACAGUAAAACAGAAAGAGAUGACCUUGGGAGAUCCAAAUCACCCUCAGAGGUGACGGUCAAACCAGGACACACCGCAUCUCCACCUGCAAACCGGACCAUACAGGCAGAUUUCAAUCUGCUGCCUCUGAAUUCCAAACCAACAGUACAGUUGGCUUCAGACUCUGACUUGACCACGUCCAGACAACAACCUACGGCUGCACAUAGCAUCAGCAAGUCUCUACUGCCCAAAAAAUCACCUGAACAGUCACCUCCCUCCACAUCCUCCUCCCCUACAUCUGUCCCAGUCACAGCCUCCGGCUCUCAGCAGGGACCUCAGGUCCCCCAAAUGCCGUCAGAGCAAAAGCUGAAGCCUAACAUCCAGAUCAGGCUAAAUAUCCGCCGCUCCCUCACUGAGAUUCUCUGGAAAAGGGUAAAUGACAGUGAUGAUUUAGCAUUGUCAGAAAGUGAAGUUGGGAAUUUGGCCGUGAACAUUGAGAAGGCGAUAUACAACAUGUACCUUUCAACUGAUGGUAAAUACAAGAACAAGUACAGGUUGAUCAUGUUCAACCUGAAAGAUCCCAAAAAUAAGGUGCUGUUCUAUCAGGUGAUCAAAGGAGAAAUCUCACCAUCAAAGCUAACCAGACUAAGUCAAGAUGAGUUACAGGCCAGGGAACCAUCAUCUCCAAACGUCAGUGUACCGCCUGAGGCUCACCAGAGCAGUCCUGAGAUGAGGCAGAUAAAGCAAGAUGUGAAAGAGGAGUCGCCCCCUAGUGGUGUAACAGAGAAAACCACACAAUUGUCUUCUGUAGCAGCAUGCAAGUCAGAGGACUCACCACCGCCCUCCACACCCUCUCAGUAUUCUGGAAUCAAGCUAAAUCAACCAACCAAAAUGCCGUCAGUUCCAGACUUCAUCAGCAGUAUGCUGAAGGAUACAACAUCAGAGCACAAAACCCAUCUCUUUGAUCUGAAGUGCAGGAUAUGCACAGGUCAGAUAUCAGCUGAUGAUAUUGAUGAGCCUGGAGCUAAGAGGCUGAAGAAAUCUGAACCAGAGGAGAAGCAGGAGACAUCACACAAGGAGAGGCCUCCUAAGAUGAGCCGUGGCACAGAGAGAAGGACAGCACCCAUCGUGCCACGUGUCAAAUCGCCAGUUAUGGAAUCUCCAGCGUCCCCUGUGCCAGAGGACAUUCCAGACGCUGGGGAGGAGUCGUCAGACUUCACCCCCAUUGUUAUACCUGAGGUGUCCAUUGUGUCCAUCACCAGACAGGAUCCGCGCACUGCUGGAUUCCGUCCUGCUGUUAAACCCAGCGUACACCAACCACCGAUCGCUCCAUCCCCACCCACCACACCUGUAAUCAGUGCGCCCAAACCAGUCAAACCACCACUUCCUCCACCGCCACCUGUUGUCCCGAAAUCUAUCCUGAUGAAACCCACUGGAUCAUCUGUCAGAUUGUACUCUACCUCCCGGACACCCACAAGCGCGGUGUCUUCUCAACCUCCUCCGGACAAGGACACACGUCAUUUUCUACUAAAGCAGGAGACUAUAUGGAAAGGAUUUCUGAACAUGCAAACAGUUGCUAAAUUUGUCACAAAGGGUUACCUGGUUUCAGGAUCCUCAAAAUACCUGAAUGAGGACAUACCUGACACUAUUCACAUCGGGGGUCGGAUAUUGCCUCAAACAGUGUGGGAGUAUGUGGAGAGAGUAAAGGCAUCUCCCUCUAAAGAUUUGUGUUUGAUCCGUUUCCAACCAGCGACGGAUGAGGAGGAAGUGGCAUAUGUGUCUCUUUUUUCGUAUUUCAACAGUCGCAGGCGUUUUGGUGUGGUUUCCAACCACUGCACGUAUAUCAAGGACUUCUACCUCAUUCCUCUUGGAGCUCAUGAAUCUGUCCCCUCACUACUUCUGCCACUUGAGGGACCAGGUUUUGAGCAGAAGCGUCCAAAUCUGCUGCUUGGCCUGGCUGUAUGUCAGAAACCAAAGCCACCUGAGGCUUUGAAAGAAGAGGCUAAUGAAACGAGAGUUAAAACACUGAUUGCUUCAGAAUCGUCUGAUGGUGGUUUUCCUACUGCAAAAUCAGCCAUCCCUAGUGCGAAACCGAAUGACUGGCAACCCUAUGAUCCGGAGAUCCCAAUUAGCACAACGCCCCCUGGAUCUCCAGACUCCUCCUCCUCAGGUUCUGUGUCAUCUCCGUCUGAUUUAGCCCAUACUGUCCUGUCCAUCAUUAAAGCACCUACUGCUGCCAGCUCUAAACCAAUAAGUAACUCAGAUCCCUCUGUAUCAGCUGACAAAAAUCCCCUGCAAACCAUUCUUAAAACUUUGUUUGGAAGGAAGGAGGAACCUUCUGCCAAUGCAAUGGACUCACCUAAACAAAGCUCCUCAGUAGACAUCAAAUCCCCAGCCCCAAAUACUGCAGAGGUUGAUCUGAUUGUUCAAAAGUAUGGACAUAUUUCCACAGACAGACCAAUAGCGAAUAUUGAGAUAAGCAAAGAUGAUGAUAGACCAUAUGAUCCAGAAGAAGAGUAUGAGCCAGAAGUUGAGUAUGAUCCAGAAGUUGAGUAUGGGAUGUUAAAUCAGACCAGCACAAUCCCAAUGAUGAAGAAGAUAGAUAAUGAUGAUGAUCGACCUUAUGACCCAGAGGAGUAUGAUCCAGCAAUGGGUUAUGAUAACCCCAUAAGUCCAGUCAAAACAUUUGAAAAUAAAACUGUAGCACAGCAGCCCACAAUCGAGGAUGAUGUUGCCUAUGACCCAGAGGACAGCACUUUCUUUGAAGAGAUGCAAGCUGACCUUGCUGGAAAUUCAGUUGGAGCCAGUGGCACAGUAGUAUCUGAACAGCAGAGAAUGCUGCUGGAAUUGAACAAGCAGAUUGAGGAGCAAAAACGUCAGCUUGAGGAACAAGAAGAAGAAUUGUCUCGGCAAAGAGCAGCAGCAGGGAUGUCAAUGGCUCACUUUUCUGUCUCAGAUGCUUUACUUUCUCCUCCUAGAACUUCCUAUCUGUCAAACUGUGAUUUGUUACAACUUGCAGAAAAGCAGACCAUAGAUACUGUUGAUAGGCCAGUUAUUAAUCAGAGGAGGGACCCACGGCAGAAAAGAGAAUCUAGGUGUGUAGAUAAUAAGCCAGUGGAGAGUGAGCAUGGUAGCAAAAAUACCCCUUUAGGAUCAUCAAAGUCAGAAGCCAUUCAACCAGAGAAGCACCCAUUAACGACUGAUAUACAGACAGCUAAACAAGGGACUCCAGUAUCUACUGAGAACAAAACAAGCACAGAGAAAACAAAAACAAAAAUGUCAUCUACUGAGAAAGUAGAUGAAAUAGUUGGCAAACGUGGCAAACGUGGUGUUAAAGAGUUUACAAAGACAGAUACACAUACAAAAGCAAAUAGUCUCAAAACAGAGACACGAGCGCAAUCUGGUGAAGCUCCUCGUCAUUCACAUAGGUCUGGCUGUAAAUCACGCCGAAAAUCCCCAAGAGAUAGUAAAGAUGUGUCACCAAGGAAAAGGCAACGUUCAAGUGAUAGUCAUGAAGUCAAGCCCUCCCAACCAUCACCAGUCAGUAUCAAACAAAGUGAAAAUGACAAGCAUCAUGACCGAGAACAGUUUGAGCACAGAGGUUCGAACAUUUCAUUGAGUAAACAAACAAGUAGAGGGCAACCGAGAUGGGAAGGACGAAGAGAAUUUGGGACAAUUUCAGACGUGGCACAAAGAGGUGCCAGCUUUUCUGCCCCAGAGGAUAAGUUCAAGGAACGAGGUUCCGGCCAAAAUACAAGACCAAGAGGACCCCCUUCAAGACAGUUCAGUGACCCCGAUUGUCAAACACAGCACACUUUCGAUAGACCAUUUCACUCAAACCAGUAUGAUGGUCCUCAUCCACCAAUGUAUCACCCAGGACCAAGAGGACCAUUUGGACAACCCCCUCAAGGACUGUUUGAAAACAGAGGCCCCAGACCUCCAGGAUCUGGACCACCAGGGCCUCCUAUCAGGCAGUUUAAUGUCAGCCAUGGUCCCAGGAUGCUGAAUGUUGAUGCUCCAUGGAGAUCAAACAAUAACAGUGACUUUAAUGAUUGUCACUCUUUUCAUGAUGAUGACAAACCUGCUCCCCCACACAUGUUCAGAGAAAAUCAUGGAGACUUUUCUUUCGGUGGUGCCCCCACUGAGCAACCUGAAAUGCAUAGGGGCGGAGAUUUAGAAUGGGACAAGCAGAGAACACAUUUUACUCCAAACAGAUUUGACCAGCAGCCUCGACGUAAUACUCCAGAAAGGGUUGGGCCAGGGUUUUGCGGAUCAGGCCCUAGUGACAACUACAGAAACAGAGAAAUUAUCAAGAAUAGGAGUGCUUCUUUCCCUGGUCCCCCAGAUAUGUCUUUAGAUCCAAGAGCACCUUUGCAUCGUUUUCCAAAAUCAGGUUCACCUCAACACGAACAAACCUUCGAAGAGCAAAGUCCUCAUCAUUUUGAUCACCACAGCCCAAGAGACUGCCCCCCGUUUCCCAGACCAAGAGAUCCCGCUUCAGGACCAUUUUUAGGGAAUAAAGGCCAACCAAGCUUGUGCUCGGACAAGCCAGAUCAUCAGUCUAAUGCACUGCCUCGACGACACUCUGGCCCUUUGCUACCGACCCCUCCAGGGGGUCCCACCGGACCAUUUAAUCCCACAAUGCAACAUCCUCCUCAAAGCCUAGAAAACCCUUGGCCACCACAAAACCCACCUGGAAGAACAGGUUUUGACAGAGAGACUUCUGGAUCAGAUAAUGCAAAAAAUCCCAGAGAGAAUAAGGACCCCUCACCCUACCACUCACAUGAAAACGCCAGAGAUCGGUCAGAAGAGAGGAGGAUGUCUGAUGGCAGCUUGCCUAGACAGAGAGACAGGAGGCUGUGGCCUAGGGAGCAAGCCUGGAAAAGGUCUCUCUCUAGAGGGAGAGGGGUUGAUAAGGGUAAAGGAGGAGAGUCAGGAGAGAGUGAUGGUGAAACAAGGAGGCUAAAGGGUGGACAAGAUCGAGAUUACGCCAAGAGAGCUAGAAUAAGAAACAGGCACCAGGACCGCGAAAGAGAUUCUCACAGUAGUAGUCAAGAGGACAGGAACCAAUCUUGUCAUGAGAGAACAGGAAGGAGAGGACAAAACGAUGGGGGGUUUAAAGGCUUUGGUAGAAAAGGGAGCAGAGGUAGAGAAAGAAAUAGAUAAAGAUCUUGAGUUACAAAGACAGAUCAUGGGAGAAGCCAAGAUAUAACAAGAGCAUUGUAGAAGUUAAUGCUGUUUUGUCAUACAUUUAAAUAUCAGUUGAUACCUCUUGAGUUCUUCACCUCUUGUGUACUCAUUUUAUAACAUUGAUUCUUUAAAGAUGCCUGUUUUGUGUCAGACAAGUUGCAAUAAUAAUGCAUUUGUGAAAAGAAUUUAGCAGCACCAAACUAUUGUGCAGUGAACAAUAUGCAAGAUUAAAAAUUAAACUGUUGCAUACAGAAUCAAUGUACCUUUUAUGUUGACCAUUUAUGUGUAAUUUGCAGACUACUUUUGUUCUGUUAUUCAUCUUUAUAGUCAAUUUUCAAACUAAGAAAAAGUACAUGUUUUAUUUGUACUUUCUAUGAGGAAGUGUUAUAAACCAUACUGGUUUAAUUUGGUUUGUUUAAAAGUGUUUUGUCUAUUGGAUAUACUGUAGUUCAUGUGGUUCAUGAAAAUAGUUUUAUAGGGAGCCAAAACAUUACUAGCUUUGAACAUUAUGCUUUACUUUGUGUCCUCUGUAGAAAUCAGAGAACUCAUUGCUGAAAAAUAAAACAUUUAAUAAAUGAUUAAUGGUC
Alosa sapidissima (American shad) is the source of this 7544-nucleotide messenger RNA. Its product is annotated as death-inducer obliterator 1. NCBI's taxonomy places the organism in Eukaryota, Metazoa, Chordata, Actinopteri, Clupeiformes, Clupeidae. The transcript has 16 exons. Gene Ontology annotation, biological process: apoptotic signaling pathway; DNA-templated transcription. Gene Ontology annotation, cellular component: nucleus. The record is from RefSeq and is a predicted model, not a curated record. Bases 190 to 6933 code for a protein of 2247 amino acids.